This is a messenger RNA of Sinocyclocheilus grahami, 1077 nucleotides long. Its product is annotated as NF-kappa-B inhibitor zeta-like. Gene Ontology annotation, molecular function: protein binding. The transcript has 5 exons. Lineage: Eukaryota; Metazoa; Chordata; Actinopteri; Cypriniformes; Cyprinidae. The record is from RefSeq and is a predicted model, not a curated record. Gene Ontology annotation, cellular component: nucleus. Bases 1 to 492 code for a protein of 163 amino acids. Gene Ontology annotation, biological process: regulation of gene expression.
AUGCGACUCACGCCUCUCCAUGUGGCGGUGCUGUCCCACAAUGCCCUGCUGCAGGAGCUGAGCCGUGGCCCUCCGUCCGCUCAGAGUCCGGCUCUGCUGCAGAAGAAGAAGCUGCUCUCUGAGUGUGUCAGCACUCUGCUGCUGAUGGGCGCCUCGCUGGAGGCCAAGGACUGUAAGAGUGGCCGCACCGUUCUGCAUAUGGCCGCCGAAGAGGCCAACGUCGAGCUGCUGCGCCUCUUUCUGGAUCAGUCCAACUACUUCUUGCUCAUAAAUGCCAAGGCAUUCAGCGGGAACACGGCUCUGCACAUGGCCAGUGCUCUGCAGGGCCGGCGAGCUCAGCUGGACACGGUGCGACUGCUGCUGAGACGAGGAGCCGAUCCCAGCGCCAGGAACCUGGAGAACGAGCAGCCGGUCCAGCUGGUGCCCCACGGGCCCCUGGGAGACCAGGUGCGUGGGAUCCUGAAAGGUAAAGGAGCGCAGUCCCGCUGGUGAGAAUCGCUGUCAGUCAGGCAGCCGUCUGUGUACACAUUCAUUUGCCGCCGCAGGCAGAUGUCGGUUGUUUCCAUGAAACAGUCUUAUUGUUCACUACUGAGUAGUAGACGGCACAGGAACGUGAGAGCAACGCUUCAGAGAAGCCUGCAGACAUCAGAAGAGGAAUCCAGUGCUAUGAGGAAGCUAGGAGGGAUUAUUCUAUGAGCACUCACUUUUUUAUAUAUAUAUAUGAAUCUUCUCUUGUUCGUUAGCAGAUCUGAAGCGUUGCAUUUGGCUCUGGUGUGUAAAAGUUUGUCAAUAUAAUCUCUAAACAAUCAAACUAUAUUCGUAUUAAUAUUAUUAUUACUCUGCUGUGUGUUUUGUCAGAAGGUUAAACAGGAGAUGAUGAUCAGUAACUUUAAAUCUGUUGAACCAGAACGUCCUGAUUGUUGACUUCAGGCGUGUUAUUUUGAGACUUUCGUUCAUUGAUAAUUAACUUUUAUGAGGUCGUGCCAUUCUCCAGAAGUCCUCUGAUUAUUCAGUUUGAUUGUGACUGCUAUUCUCAGAAUCAACAGUAAAAUCCACAUAAAAAUAGGCUUAAAGGUG